GCGGUAGGACCCAGCGGAGUCUGUGGGGGGCGGUAGAGGCUCUGGGCCGCGUUCCGAGGCCGGCGGCGGCUGCAAACGGGGAGUCCCUUUUACACGGGACGUUGCAGCUUUAUUGUAGUCCCUUGCCGCUCCGUGUACGGUCAACCCUAGGCGUCUCGGCCCAUUGCAACCUCUGCCAAAGGCUGCAUUGGUCACCCUCCCCGGUGCACGGGAGCAUGAGGGGCGUGUAGGUCGAUGCUGAGGUUCCUCUCCUCAUCUUCGAGUCCCAAACAUUGCAUUGUUCCACUUAAACCUCCUCAACUACUGCAUAAUUCCCCCCUCCCUCCUCUCGCCCACUGCAUUUCACCAGGAGGUUUUGAAUUUAAGGACAACAUUAUUUUGUUUAAAUCAUCUUCCAAGCUUGGCCAUCCUCCUGUCUGUCGACUCUUUUACUGAGGAAAACGAAGCCCUUAGUUCCAGCCGAGCCUGACUUUCCACCGCUCGAUCCAAUCUCUCUGUACUCCCUCUGUUGCAACUUGUCCAAACCAGUCUACAAUAGUCCCACUACUGGCCUGGCCACAAGUUUACAGGCUGGGACGACCUACCGAGGUGGCAGGCAUGGACGCGAUGGGUUGAGUGGCCUUUUCCAUGCUGUGCCUGUACUCUGUGACCGGGUGGUUACUGCAUCUGUCGUCCUGACGCCACCCUUUCUGUUCACUUCUGGAUCAAAACCUGUAGCAGGUGCUGGGGGAAGCGGACUCAAAUGGCCAUGCGGAGAGGUGUUGACAAAACGGAGAGCCAGCACGGCAAGUGGACAUUGUCCAGCAGUGAUGAGGACGCAGAGCCCACCCCGGGAGUCUCUACCCCGUGGAUGCGUCUGGGCCGGAUGGACGGAGUGUCCGACUCCGACGCAACGGUCAUCGACGACGAAGAGUUCGACUUGUCGACCGUCGGCCGGUCAAAGGCGGCGGCGGAAACGGCGGAGCGACCUUUGCCCUCCGCCCAGCCCCCCGCACGGGCAUUGACCGGGAAGCCCGUCAAAAGCCAACGGACCUCCCCCUCGGCCAAACGCCCGACACCCCCCUCCGAGCUGGGCUGGGGGGUGUCCAGUAGCGACGAGGAACCUGAGACCAAAGUGGGAUGCGGGGGGAUCAAGGAGGAGGAGGGGAGGGUGAGGGUCAAGGAAGAGGGGGUGAGGGAGGAGAGGGUGAGGGAUGGGGGAGUGAGGGAUGUUGGAGUGAAGGAAGAGAGCCCUGGCCCAACGCCGAAGAGGCGACGCGUGGAAGAAUGUGAACACCGUAUGUCCUCGGAGGUGGCAGGGAAUUCCGAAAGGGGGAUGGCUGGAGGAACGUUGGAUAAAUGGGACCUCCUGGGGAAGGCUCAAAAUUUCAGCUUCUACCUGACGAGAGUCUCCGGCAUCUCCGCCAAGAACAACGCCUGCGCCCUUCACAUUAAAGAUAUUUUAUCGCCACUCUUUGGGACAAUAACUGCUUCUGCUCAGUUCAAUUACUGCAUUGAUAUCCCUUGGCUCAUGGAGCAGUACCCAGAAGAAUUUAGGACCAAGCCGUUGUUGAUUGUCCAUGGCGAGCAACGGCUGGCCAAAGCACGCCUACACGAGGAGGCUCACCCUUAUCCCAACGUCCGCCUGUGUCAGGCGAAGUUGGAAAUCGCCUAUGGAACACAUCAUACGAAAAUGAUGUUGCUUUUAUAUGAAGAAGGUUUCCGAGUUGUGAUCCACACCUCUAACUUGAUCCAUGGCGAUUGGCACCAGAAGACCCAGGGGAUAUGGCUGAGCCCACUGUAUCCACGGUUACCGGACGGCAGUCCCGAAACAGCUGGAGAAUCUGCCACCAGGUUCAAACGGGACCUGAUCGAUUACCUGGCAUCGUACCGGUCAACUGGGCUGAACGAGUGGAUUGGACACAUAAAGCAGCACGACCUGUCACUGACCAGAGUUCACCUCAUUGGCUCCACACCUGGUCGUCACCAAGGCAACGAGAAGCAAAAGUGGGGCCACUUAAAACUCCGAAAGGUGCUGAGCAACUGCAAUUCAUCCGUGCCGAACCAGGAAUUGUGGCCCCUCAUUGGCCAGUUCUCCAGCAUCGGCUCCCUGGGAGGCGAUGAAACAAAAUGGCUGUGCUCGGAGUUUAAGGAGAGCCUUGCGACACUAGGCCCAAAUCAGAGACAGUUCGUCAGCCUAAAGCCGGCUCCUCUUCAUUUGGUUUAUCCGACAGUCGAGAACGUCAGAACAAGUUUGGAAGGAUAUCCAGGUGGAGGUUCUCUUCCCUACGCCAUUGACACAGCCCAGAAACAGCCCUGGCUGCCCACAUUCAUGAACCGCUGGUCGGCGGAGGUCACAGGUCGAAGCCAGGCCCUGCCCCACAUCAAGACGUACAUGAGGGCUUCGCCAGAUUUCGGAGAGCUCGCGUGGUUUCUCGUCACCAGCGCCAACUUGUCCAAGGCUGCCUGGGGAACGCUGGAGAAGAACGGCUUCCAGCUGAUGAUCCGCUCGUACGAACUGGGAGUUCUGUACCUGCCUGAGGCCUUUGGAAUGGAAUCUGGUCGCUUCCUGGUUCGGAGAGAUCCAUCGCUGGACUGCAAGCCCUCAGUGAUGCCAUUUCCUGUCCCUUACGACCUCCCACCUCAGCGCUAUGGCAACCGAGAUCGCCCAUGGAUUUGGAAUAUUCCAUACCUCCAUGCUCCCGAUACCCACGGCAACGUCUGGGCUCCGUCAUAGGGAGCGGGAGACCCUGUUGUGGAUCCUAGUCCCAGACGGAUGGAUACAAUUGAAACAUCAGCGCAUUUCACCCUGGCCCACUGAACCCUUGUGCGGUUUUCUCUUUGUCGAGUCGUUUACACGUGUGUGUGUGUGUGUUUUUGCAGAAUAAAGAUUUUGGUACACAAUUA
Molecule: messenger RNA, 2886 nt
Organism: Leucoraja erinaceus (little skate)
Lineage: Eukaryota; Metazoa; Chordata; Chondrichthyes; Rajiformes; Rajidae
Gene: tdp1
Product: tyrosyl-DNA phosphodiesterase 1
Exons: 16
Coding region: 743-2716 (657 amino acids)
Biological process (GO): single strand break repair; double-strand break repair
Cellular component (GO): nucleus
Molecular function (GO): double-stranded DNA binding; 3'-tyrosyl-DNA phosphodiesterase activity; single-stranded DNA binding
Source: RefSeq, a predicted model, not a curated record